AAGGAGUGAUAUAAAGGGAAAGAACCAGAGGAAGAAGGAGAAGGAAUAGGAAUUAAGCAUAGUAAGAGAAGAAGAAAGAAGAGAUGGGAGUGCAGAAGCAAUUGAUAAGGCCUGGCACCGGUGCAAAGCCUCUUCCCGGUCAGAAUGUCACUGUUCACUGCACUGGUUUUGGAAAGAACGGUGACCUUUCUCAGAAGUUUUGGAGCACCAAGGAUCCUGGCCAGAACCCUUUCACAUUCAAAAUCGGCCAAGGUUCUGUUAUCAAAGGAUGGGACGAAGGUGUGAUUGGCAUGCAAGUCGGUGAAGUUGCUCGUCUCAGGUGCUCUCCUGAUUAUGCUUAUGGUGCUGGUGGCUUUCCUGCUUGGGGAAUACAGCCCAACUCUGUCUUGGAAUUUGAAAUCGAAGUCUUGAACGUGCAAUAAAAACCUUGUUCGUCUGUCUCUGUCCAAAGAAUAACCAAUAAUUUCCAUGGACAUGUAUUAUGGUAUUAUCCCCGCAUUGCCAGUGAUAUCUACUGUGGUUGAGUUGCUUAACUGAAAUGCUAAAUAAGAAAAAUUUAGAAUCAUCGCGAACUCUAAUAUUGUGCCCUUUAUUUUUUUCCUGAUUUCUUUAGCAGAUAAAUAUUAUGUAGCAAUGCAUGAUCUUAGUUUCUGCUUCCAAGUGAAAGGCUUUAGAUGGUUUUUGUAUAUCCUAUAGAAUGAAUCUAGUCCUUGAUCAUUCAUUCUAGCCUUCUAGGUUUAUAAUUUGACCUCCAUAUUUCUUAAUAGAUUGGUACCAGACUUUGCUCUUGUUAAUUAUAGCGUUAUUGCUACCGCAUUUUGCGUUUGUUAAUAGAGCCGGUGCUACAAACCAGGCUUUGUUCCAGUUUCAAGGCAAUAGCGCACCAUAUUUGGGUGUGCUAUUUUGACCUUGUGCCAUUUGUGUCAAUCGCAACGCCGAAGUAUCUUAAUGCUGCUGCUGCCGUGAAAGGGUAGACUAGAACAUUUCGACUUGGAUGUGAUGCUUAUCUUAUUAGUUAUUAGCAUAUCGGUGCGGUUGUCAUUGUCUUGUGUCGCCUGUAAGCUCACCGACAGCCUUAAACCCUGCUCUUUCUUUUUCUGCUGAGGUUACGUUUUACUUGAGUUACUUCCCUUGUGUUUCAAACGGCAUCAAUUUCUCAGCCCAGUUGAUAGACCACAGAUUCUCUUAUUUCGAGUUACGGAUAUCGAACUCCCUUAUGAACAAUGGUCGUUUAAUGGUAUUAUUUUAUAAUCCUAACAAGUAGCUAUGGCUCUCUGUGUUUUAUUUAUGACUUGAAUCCCUAAAGUAACUUAUGGUGACAUUGUUUUCAUAAAUCGUGCCACUAGUGGUACCGGUGCUUGCAUUUUACCUCCUCCCUCUUCUGUGUCUUGGUCCAGUUUUGUUUUAUUAUUGUUGUUGAAAAAGUGAAAGUAGUUACGAAUUUAUAGGAGCAUUUAUAAUGGUCUAUAAAUGAAGCACGACCAGCAAAAAUUGAUUAUUUUUGUCGAUACUAUUUAAUCAACCUUCAUUAGUUAUAUAAUUAUUCAUUCGUUUAGCCAAAUCUUGACCCUACUAAUCGGUUUUAUAACCGCGGCCUAGACCCCUUAAUUGAUGCACACGAGGAAUUUUGCUCUGGUGCAAACAUUCUCACAGCAGCCAACCGUCCAGUUAGAUAUACCGUGGAAGGUUUUUUAGCGGCGAAACGGAGCAACAAACAACUAAUUCCAGCAAAUGCAAUUUGAUUGAGAUGGAGGAUAAAGGUCCAUUGAAGCAAAAUGGAGGGAAGGAAAUUGUUGACUGUGUGUAACGAAGAGGAACGAAGGGAAGAAAGCAAAUAGCCAAAGCCCUUGUAUAUACAAAAAGAAGCCCAAUUCCGAUAUUUAAGAUUCAUUAAAGGGGGAGUAAGAAAACAGAAAACACACCCAUCUGGUCAUUAACAAAACCAAUGUGAGUGUAACUUUGAGAUUAGUUUUCGAUCAAGAACGGUAAUUAGGUAAAGCUCUAUGCAAAGUGAUAACUUGAUGUUGACAAAAAGAAAAAGAAAAAGAAAAAGGAUAACUCUAAAUUUGAGUCCUUGACAUCAUAUAUAACAUUUACCCGAAUGUAGUAUACUUUCAAUUCAACAACUAUUUAAUAAAACUUUGCAUAUAUUAUAUACAGAAAGAAGACUAAUCUUAGAAAC
Abrus precatorius (Indian licorice) is the source of this 2182-nucleotide messenger RNA. Its product is annotated as peptidyl-prolyl cis-trans isomerase FKBP12. The coding region runs from base 84 to 422 and encodes 112 amino acids. The transcript is spliced from 5 exons. Lineage: Eukaryota; Viridiplantae; Streptophyta; Magnoliopsida; Fabales; Fabaceae. The record is from RefSeq and is a predicted model, not a curated record. Gene Ontology annotation, molecular function: peptidyl-prolyl cis-trans isomerase activity.